AGCUUUUGGUCAAAUGUCAAGAUACUAUAUAAUCAAUGAUGUGUCUCAUAUGACACCAGCUGAAGCAACAUGAAAUAUUCUGCAUUGACGUGGGUCGUAAACAGCAUUCGACUUCUGCUACACCUCUUAGUGACCACAUCAGCAGGAAAGACUUUUCUCGCCUCUGUCUUUUUGUUUACUCUUACCUUUGGCUGGUGCAAAGUUCGAUUCUGGCGAGACCCUCAUUCGGCUUUCUUCGACGAUACCCAUGUCUACGACCUCAAGUAUAGCUUGACGCGAGAACAUGAAGCGCGACAAUUCAUCUCAGCAUAUAAUGCCCAGACGGACGGUCCUCCUGCUUUGAAAGCUUCUCCGACCCCGGUCGUAUGCGUUGCCGUAACGACAGUCAAGAGAGAUGGAGUCAAUUAUUUGGAUGCCUCUGUGGGAUCACUCUUGGCUGGACUGUACCCUCAGGAGCGCAGCGCGUUGUCCGUCAAUGUCCUCUUUGCGGACACCGAUCCUCGAAAACAUCCAAGUUGGGAGCAGCAGUGGCUCAACAGUCUUGUCGAUUCAGCCGCCUCUUAUAAUGUAUCAAAUGAAGUGAUGGGCAGGCUUCGGGAGCUUGAAGAAAGUCGUAACUACUAUGAGAAGGGCGUCUAUGACUACGUAUAUGUGCUAGAGCGCUGCCUCCAAACGAAUACCCCGUACAUUGCCAUCUUCGAGGACGAUAUCAUUGCUGCAGAUGGGUGGCUGGCGAAAUCGCUCAUGGGUUUAUCGACCUUAGGUAGCCGUAUCGGAUCGGAAAAGACGGAGAAGGACUGGCUAUACAUGCGACUCUUUUAUACAGAAACAUCUCUUAGUUGGAGUGAAGAUGAUUUCUGGUACCGCAAUAUGCCCCUGGCAUUCCUGCUCAUGUCAAGCGCCACAUUGGUUAUACUCCUGAUCAUUCGACGAGUUUCUACCUCCGCACGUCGCUUCUUGAACUGGCCCACGAUUGCAGUGAUCUGUCUCGUGAGCGUCCCUGCAUUUACUGGCCUGGUUUAUAUGACCGGCAAAUACAACGUGAUGCCUCUUCAAGGGGUAGUAGAGAUGAACAAACACGGUUGCUGCACCCAAGGAAUGAUAUUUCCACGAGAUCAAGUACCAGACUUGAUAAGAUGGCUGGAAGAACACAAGUCCGGACAAACCGAUACGUUGAUAGAAGAAUACGCCGACUCUACGGGGCUGCGGAGGUUUGCUUAUGCGCCCCCUCAACUUCAACAUGUUGGGUCAAGGUCUAGUAGAGAUAACCUGGAUAUCAACACGAGAAGUACAUGGGCUUUUUGGUUUGAGGAGAAUGAUCCUCGUGUACUUGCCAGGGAGCAUGAGAGUUUGGUCCAGGGUGGGAGGGUACCGUGGAUAUGAUCAUGUCAUUGAAAUAUUAACGAAUGUAUGAAUAAGUCGACUUCUUUAUUUGUAUAUAUCAUUAUUUAGU
This is a messenger RNA of Talaromyces stipitatus ATCC 10500, 1453 nucleotides long. RefSeq lists its product as uncharacterized. Gene Ontology annotation, molecular function: glycosyltransferase activity. Gene Ontology annotation, cellular component: Golgi membrane. The record is from RefSeq and is a predicted model, not a curated record. Bases 70 to 1383 code for a protein of 437 amino acids. Lineage: Eukaryota; Fungi; Ascomycota; Eurotiomycetes; Eurotiales; Trichocomaceae. Gene Ontology annotation, biological process: GPI anchor biosynthetic process. The transcript is spliced from 2 exons.